Messenger RNA from Paramecium tetraurelia, 1728 nucleotides. RefSeq lists its product as uncharacterized. The transcript has 2 exons. Gene Ontology annotation, cellular component: autophagosome; cytoplasm. Gene Ontology annotation, biological process: autophagy; protein autophosphorylation; autophagosome organization. NCBI's taxonomy places the organism in Eukaryota, Ciliophora, Oligohymenophorea, Peniculida, Parameciidae. Gene Ontology annotation, molecular function: ATP binding; protein serine/threonine kinase activity. The record is from RefSeq and is a predicted model, not a curated record.
AUGACUUAUGAAACAAAGAUAAUUAUGAAUUAUUCAUAUAAUACAUGUGACAUUAUAGGCAAAGGCUUUAGUUCUGUUGUUUACAAAGGAAUAAAUACAAAUACAAAGGAUUAUGUAGCAAUCAAGGUAGCCAAAUUUCAUUAUCUUGAUUAGGUGAUCAAUAGAAAAUUUUCAGAAUAACUCCCAGCCAUUUAGAAUGAAAUACACAUUCUCAGAAGUCUCUAAGGACGACAUAUUCUGAAAUUUUAUGAUCAUUUUGCUUCAAAAAAUAACAUUUAUAUUAUUACUGAAUACUGUAAGUAAGGAGAUUUAGGGUAGAAACUAAAAUAGCAAGGGUAUUUCAAAUAGGAGUAAGCCGUAGCUAUGGUUAAAUAAAUAAUAGAUGGUAUUUAUGUGAUGGCUUAAUAAAAUAUAAUACAUCGAGACUUGAAACCAUAGAACAUUUUACUGAAUGAAUAGGAAGUGAGAAUAGCAGACUUUGGUUUCGCUAAACCGCUAAAUAAAUUGAAAAAUGAAAUGAAUGUCGGCACUCCUAUUUAUAUGAGUCCUGAAACCUUGAUUAAAUCACAAUAUACUAGCAAGACUGAUAUCUGGAGUCUCGGAGUUGUAUUUUAUGAAUUGCUCUAUGGUAAACCUCCAUGGGUGGCUCAAACAGAGUAGGAAUUGAUAUACAAGGUACUCAAUAAAAGCGUUAUUUUCCCUGAUUUCCCAUUUGUAUCAGAUAGCGUAAAGGAUUUAAUCAAAUAAUGUCUAAUCAUAGACCCUUAUAUGAGAUUAAGUCUAAAUGAUUUGGUACAGCAUCCAGUUAUCAAAAAAAGUAGUAAAUAAAUAGUCAAGCCUAAUGAGACAGAAAGCACUGAUCAAACUAUUAAAUCGGAAGUUCCAAAUGCUUCUGAUCCUUGGACUUAUAAGAAUAGUGAUAAAAAAUUAGUCAAGAUAAACUACAAAAAUCCAUAAAUAAAUACAAUUAUUUCAAAAUAUUUGAAUCCUAAUACUACAAAUCAAAAGGAUAACAAAUAAAUUAAAGAUAAUUAAUCCAACUUUGAUGAAAUCACAUCUAUUUUACAAAGCCAGUUUAAUUUAUGUCUCUUUCUUAAUAUAAUGAUAUCAAAAAUUAGAGAUCAGAAAUUAUUAACUCCUUUAUUAAAUGAGAAAUGCAGAAUCAUUUUUUCAAAGCACUUAUAAAAUGUUAAGGAGAAUAUCUAUAAACAAUUGAUUGAAGGUGAAAACAGAUUCAAAUUCAAAGAGUGGUCUCUUUAUUGUAAGGAAAAUACUUACAAUAAAUUUAGUGCGAAGUUUAUUCUUGAGAAUGCUUAAUUUAAUAAGACAAUCAAAGAUUAUAAUGAAAUGAUAAAAUCUAAUAAAUCAUUGAUUAUUGAAUAUUAAAAAUAUGAUUCUGAGUUUUAUUAGAUAUUAUUUGGAUUAGAAUGGAAAAUAAUCAGGAAGAUCAUUAAAAAUUUGAUUUUAGAAUUUAAUCAUAUGAUAGUUCAGAAUGUAGAUUUUUUCAAUCAAAGUUAUCAGAUUACUAAAAAUUAGGCAACUGAAAUCAUUUUAUUAUAAUAAUUGUGUUGCUAUCUUGAAAUGAUUGAUAAAUUCUUUCUUAAAAAUUUUGAUCAAGAAAAGUUUGCCAAACAAUCUAAGAUACAAACCUAUUUAAAGGCAAAAGAAAUAAAGAUGUCUGAUUAUUUGGAAAUCAGAUUCCAAAUCAAAAAUUUAAUGAGGAAUUGA